AUGGCUAAUAGAGGCUAUGAUGUUGUCGUCGAUGUCGACGCGGAGGGCGACCUAGGCCACACUGACCUCCAGGACGACGACCUGGAAUUCCACCCUUCGAAUUUCGAGAACAACCCGUCUAGCCGCAAGAUCCAACCUGACUCAACAUCUUUCCUGGCCAACAGUGCGACAAACCCAGCAACUCGCCCCAACGAUCCUUCCGCAGUGCCCUCGAAGCAUAUGCUCUGGUCCCUAUCUUUCUACGCGCAGUUCUUCGACGUCGACACAUCCACGGUCCUCCAGCGUUGCCGGAGAGCGCUACUACCUUUCCUUCCUAACCAGCCACCCUUCAUUGAGACCUUGGAAGGGAACCCCGAUUUAUAUGGGCCCUUCUGGAUCGCCACGACUGUGGUGGUCAUCCUCUUCCUCACAGGUACUAUAAGCCACAAGCUUGCGUCGGAGGGCAGGAAACACUUCGAAUAUGACUUCCGUCUGCUCAGUGGGGCGGCGGCAUUGAUCUAUAGCUACACAGCGUUCGUCCCGCUGGGUUUGUGGGGUGCGCUGCGCUGGUUCGGCGCCCAGUCUCUCGACCUGGUCGAAUGCUGGGCUCUGUACGGAUAUGGAAAUCUCUUCUGGAUCGCCGUCGCUCUGGUUUCGUGGUCGCCGCUCAACGGCCUUAACUAUGCCUUGGUUGGGUUGGGGUAUGCCGUGAGCGUCUUCUUCCUGGUCAAGAAUUUGUACCCUGUGAUCGCUGCGACGGAUAAGAAGAUCAGCCAGAUACUCCUCGUUGUUGUGGUGGCUUUGCAUGCGGGCCUGGCGAUUGCGAUCAAGAUCUUGUUCUUCAGUCACAAGAGCCCUGCGACGGAUGGGGACGACAAAAGAUUCGCCCAGUUUCUGGUCUAA
Messenger RNA from Exophiala spinifera, 882 nucleotides. RefSeq lists its product as uncharacterized. Gene Ontology annotation, cellular component: Golgi apparatus; membrane. The coding region runs from base 1 to 882 and encodes 293 amino acids. Gene Ontology annotation, biological process: vesicle-mediated transport. The record is from RefSeq and is a predicted model, not a curated record. The transcript has 3 exons. Gene Ontology annotation, molecular function: small GTPase binding. NCBI's taxonomy places the organism in Eukaryota, Fungi, Ascomycota, Eurotiomycetes, Chaetothyriales, Herpotrichiellaceae.